This is a messenger RNA of Laccaria bicolor S238N-H82, 1283 nucleotides long. RefSeq lists its product as uncharacterized. The transcript has 7 exons. NCBI's taxonomy places the organism in Eukaryota, Fungi, Basidiomycota, Agaricomycetes, Agaricales, Hydnangiaceae. The record is from RefSeq and is a predicted model, not a curated record. The coding region runs from base 1 to 1215 and encodes 404 amino acids.
AUGGACAUCGAUCAAGUCAUUCGAGUUCACUCUAGUCCUAUCUGCAACAUUCUAAGAGAGGCAACCUGCCAGCAAAACCAUCUUACCGGUCAGGCUCAGUCACCAGGGCAAAUUACAAAUCACGACACUGGCUCAGAAUCUCUCACCUUGCUCUCACCUUCCAUUAAAGUAGCUAUGAGCUCCUCUUCAUCCGAUUUGAAGCCCAAAGAUGCAAAACCUUCACAAGGUAUUCAACAUUCUGGCGAAGGCGUGUCGGAUGUUCGAAGAGGUGGACUUCCAGCGCCGCUUUUAUUAAUGGUAUCUAGGAGUGCAGUAUACUACCGUCUCUAUACAACUCUGGGAGCAAUGAAAUCGAACAACCCAAUCUACGUCAACGAUCCGUUCAUCAGCCGUACUCUUGCAAGACUGAUUACACCACCUCACACCGCUUUACUCGUGAAGAAUCAUCUUCUCAAAAUCGAAGGCUUCGCCAGGGAGACCCCCUGCACUCUUUUUGAAUCUCUCAGCAACCAGACCGCGAUUGAGGAUAACUCCACUCGCCUCUCAAUCAAGGGCCAAUCCGGCCCUGGCUUGACUGAAGACGACCCCGUAGCUCUUGUCGUCGAGGUGCAGGACAUUGAAAAUCGAUCGGCGAGCGAAGGGCAGCCAAAUGCCCUACCCGAUGCUAACCUACAUUAUCUUUACUACCGAAUUUAUGACCCAGACGGCGCGCUGGCUUCCAGAACGUCUUUCGAUCGCACUGAUGAUUUUCUAGGUCGAGUUGAUACGCGGUCUAUCGCACCACCUCACUCUGUAGCGUCGGUUGAGGCUUAUAUUAGGAGUGCUGAGGGAAUAGCGAACACAACCAUUCAGAUGUUUGAAAACACGAGCGGCGGCUCUCCCCUGAAUGACAGAAUCUUACCGCUCUUUUCUCAGGACUUUCCAGGCUCUAUGAAAGAUGAGCCCAUAGCCGUUGUUUGUGAGGAUGUGCUACUAGUAGUCGAUCCGAGGUUGUUUAAGCCGAUCAAAGUCAAGACAACGUUCCGUCCCAGUGACGCCAAUCUCCCACUCUGGCUUUCCAUUACAGCAGGAGAUACGCUGCACACAGAUCUUGCGAAGAUGAACAUGGCUUAUAUUGGCGGUAUACAGUCUUGCAGCGGCUACAUGGCAAUGAACUCCGCUGGACAGGAGGGAUUUGUCAUGGACUCAUUCCUCGAAUCAGCGGAAAGUUUGUGAAGAUCUCAGGGCGUGGAAUGCGAUCAGGAUGUAUAACUUUAGACUAAGAAAUAAUUGUUUUCAGAAGC